CGUCUGCAGGUAAUUUGAAUCCAUUUUACUGUACGAAUUUUGGCUGGUGAUAAUUACUUUUCCAACAGUGGUCCCGUUUUAGAGACUAUAUAUAUCACGAUUAUGGAAAGAGUAUCUCACAUUCUCACAUUAUGGAAGGAACUUCUCGAACACUUCCUUACACCAUAAGAUUCGUUGGUCUACUUGGUAGCCAUUCUCUUGGUAUAAAUCCAAAGUUUAUGACUACUGCGGUAGAUUUCGGAAGGGAAUUGAUGAGGCGAAAGAUUAAACUUGCCUAUGGAGGAGGUAGUGUUGGCCUUCAAGGAGCUGUUGCUUCAACAGUCUUUACCAAUGGUGGUCUCGUUAGAAGUUUCAUUCUUGGGUACAUAGCAACACGACGGGUCUAUGGACCUACGUACGGUGUAGAGCACACAGUUUCUAGUAAUUACUACAAAUAUUUUGAGAUGAAUCAUGCCGUGGAAGCUUUCAUUGUUCUUCCCGGAGGAGUUGACACUAUGGAAGGUUUGUUUACUUUGAUCUCGUGGGCUUCUAAAGGGUUACACAAUAGGCCCAUUGGUCUCUUGAACAUUGACGGUUAUUUGAAUAACCUAAUCAAAUUUCUAGACGAUACGUUGAGGCAGAACUUCAUGUCUUUGAGUCAGAGGAAACUUUUCGUUUCUUCUUUCUUUGUUGAUGAGCUUUUAGACAAACUAGAGUUUGCUAAAGCUUUCCCGGGUCCAGGGGUUAUUUACGAUGAGUUUGUGAAUCCUGAAAGACUAGACUUAGAAUUGCAUCUGUAAGUUUCCUCUUGUAAUCCAAGUUCUAUCUUGUGUUGCAAUGAUAUUAUCGAUAAAUAUUCUCCUAGGCUACAUUUGAAAAUGACAAUUACUUAUAAAUAUUAAAUUUACAGACUCUGGAUCGCGACCCAUUUAAAAAAAUAUUUUCAGAGUAAUGCGGAAGUACAAUAAUAAUCAAAUCAUGACACAUUGAAAAAAUCUGAUGAUCAACAUUUGCCUGCCAUCCUUGCAUCUCCUCUGACUCAAUGCCCUCCGGGAAAGGUUCCAUCAUUGUCUUCUUGUUACCUACGUGUAGUCAACGAAAAAAUACAAACUACACGCUCAGCGAAACCGCUGAGUGAAUAAAUCAAUUUGCUUGUGAGGAUGAUUACAUGAUACUCAUAUAAUCCAUAUAUACUUGUUCUUGAUGAUGAUUACAUGACAUCUAUGUAAUUGAUGUACUUGAUGAUGAUAACAUGAUGCGUAAUUGAUGUCACACAUAGUCAUGAUGAUUUUACUUGAUGAUGACUUCAUGCUGUAUGAUUCUAAGUCGCAAGGACGAGCCUUGAACUAUGAGAUUCGCCCAUUUGGUACGACGAACUCACGCAGAAAUAGGGGUGGUACUCGAAAAUCUAAGUACCAUGUACGUACACUAAGCCCGGUCCGUGAUGUCGGACUGCUAAGUCCCGCACAAUCACAACUACAAGAGACGCACUUCAGCCUGAUCUCUUGCGCAUGCACAUGAUGUGAUAUGUUUCAAUAUGAAUGAUGAAAUGAAUCACAUGAUAUGAACAAUUUGUAAACAACAUGAUUGGAUAAAUAUACUUUAUUUUAUUUGGAUGUAAUCUGAUAAAAAUAUCAUUUAAUUAAGCUACGGGGCUCGGAACGGUCGACCGUUUGGCGCGACGGUCGACCGCGAAAUUCAUCGCGUCGAGUUUGGAGAAUCACCGUGACGGUUGACCGCGGUUGACCGGCGGUCGACCGUUGUUGACUGGAGGAAAAACGGCGGUCUUGACUGG
Cuscuta campestris is the source of this 1774-nucleotide messenger RNA. The record is from the annotation of a GenBank genome assembly. Lineage: Eukaryota; Viridiplantae; Streptophyta; Magnoliopsida; Solanales; Convolvulaceae.